This is a messenger RNA of Plasmodium fragile, 1719 nucleotides long. RefSeq lists its product as uncharacterized. Bases 1 to 1719 code for a protein of 572 amino acids. The transcript has a single exon. Lineage: Eukaryota; Apicomplexa; Aconoidasida; Haemosporida; Plasmodiidae. Gene Ontology annotation, molecular function: sphingomyelin phosphodiesterase activity. The record is from RefSeq and is a predicted model, not a curated record.
AUGGAUACCUCAGACUCCUCUACAGACACAAAAGUAACCAUUAUGUCGUACAAUGUUCAAAUGCUGUCCGUUCCUUUGAGCAAUAAGUUAAAUUUAUCGACCAGACAAAAUGCGGUAAUUGAUUACAUAUGCUUCCUGGAUGAUCUGUACGACAUAGAUAUUCUUGUUCUAAACGAAGUGUUCACAAAGAAUUGCUAUGACGUGCUUACCAAGGGAAAAGUGAAGGAUAAAUUUCCGUACCAUACUAAUGUGAUUGGGAGCAAGUGUGAGGAGUCUGGGAGGUGUAGCACCUCCAUCGUGCAGGUCGAGAACGGCGCAAGGGCAGCCCCAGGGGACCUGAACAGGAAGUUCGUCAUCACGAAGGUGGCACCCUCGGAAGUAGCCACAUUAGGAGAAGCCACUCCAAGGGAACAGGAAACGUCGUCCCUUAACUCAAGUGACACAAACCAUAACGACCAGGAGGAAGAGGAUGAGACGCUAAACCUGGAUUCCAGUGACACGGACAACAGGGAAGAUUCGGGGUGCAUUCUAUCGUUCCACUGCGGGCUUGAAAGGGGAAAAAAGAUAAAGGGAAAGCCAAACCAUCACAAUUUGGAGGCGGGGACGAAUAGUAGGGGCGGGCAUAACGACAAAGAAGCACAGUGCAGUGAAACGGAUGACGAAAUGGCCAUCCAGGGGGAAGGGCAAAAUGUGAACUUGAAUAGUAGGGACGCCGUUGGCGCAGACAAACUGAGCGAUAAGUCGCAUACUCUGCAAAGCACCAAGGGGGACAGCAAGAAGGAUGGUAAGUUGAGCAUACAGGGUAGUUACCGAGCAGAUGGAAAUUUGCGCACACGGAGUAGUUACUGCACAGAUGGUAAUUUGAGCACAAUAAGUAGUAACAACGCGGAAGGGGCUCUCACAAACGCCAUUUGCGACAUUACCAGCGAUGCCAAAACGAGCAUAUCUAACAGUGUGAGGAAUGGACAAAAUGUAAAAGAGCAAAAGGGGGACGAUAGGAACAAAAAAAAACAGCACAAUGCAGCGAGCAGCUUCGAUUCUGUAUCAGGGAAGACAAAAUUUUAUCAAAUCCUAAACGGAGGAGUCAUCGUUUUUUCCAAACACCCCAUUAUGCAAAAUCACGCAUUAAUAUUUAGUGAUUGUAAAUUUCCAGAUAUGUUUUGCACAAAGGGUGCAAUUUAUUUAAAAUGUUUUGUUCAUAAUAAACCAGUGAAUGUGAUAGCGACUCAUUUGCAAGCAGGAGAUACAAGUGAUCAGCAGAAUUGCAGAUGGAAGCAAUUGAAUGAAUUGAGCAACUGGGUAUAUAAUGGAACACCAAGUUUUCAUAUAAGAAAAAAUGAACCCCUUUUUUUUGUUGGUGAUCUUAAUAUUAGGUAUGAUUUAGAUAAAUUAUUUUUUGAAAAAGUACUGUCCAAUGGUUGCUUAAACAGCUACGUGACGAAGAAUGCACUCGAGACGACCUUCGAUUCAUACCUCAACGACUACUGCAUGCAUAUGGAGCGUGAUUACUCCUUUAUAUAUAAGCACACGUUAGACUACAUAUUGGUAAGUAGCGACUCUGAUGUGAAGACCCUCGUACCGCAGACAGCUAUUCAAAAGGAAUACAAGCCAAUUAAGAUUAUAAAAUCGUUCCUGGGCUUUAUUCCUUACAAAUGUAUUCAUAUGCAUCACCCUAGUGACCACUUCCCCAUAUAUGCCACUUUCAAAAUUCCGAAUUAG